This is a messenger RNA of Fraxinus pennsylvanica, 1248 nucleotides long. The record is from the annotation of a GenBank genome assembly. Lineage: Eukaryota; Viridiplantae; Streptophyta; Magnoliopsida; Lamiales; Oleaceae.
AUGGGCAUUUCGUGGAGUAAAAGGCAUCGUCACGACCAGCCCCACCAGAACCAAGUUAAUCACCACCACCAACAACCACCUGUCACUCCAUCCUCCUCUUCUAGACCUCCUUCUCCUCCUCCGGUCACCCCUGUCGAACCACCGCCACCGUCUCCAUCAGCACCCAAUGCUUGCCUACCACAACCACCAGCCCAACCCCCUGAACCACCAAGCUAUUCCUUCGCAGCCAACGCCCCUUAUCAUGCACCCUCUUCAACACCACAGCACCUUCCCCCUGCGCCGCAGCCGCUGCCGCCUCCUCCCCCUUCUCCUCCUCCGUAUCUUCCUAAUUACAAUUAUAAUCAGAACUAUUCUAAUUACUAUUCUAGGCCGAUGCAUAUCACGGGUCAAAACUCCAAUUACCGUCCGUAUUUCAUCCCCCGCCCCCCUAUGAGGUGGGGCCCAAUCCCUCCGCCUCCGCCUCCGCCGCCGCCGCCGCCAGUGCCUUAUGUUGAUCACCAGAGUGCCAAGAAGAUCAAGAAUGAUGUGAAUAUUCACAAGGACACCAUCAGGCUUCAAGUGGAUGAGCUGAACCAAGAUUACCAAUUGGUAACCUUCACAUUUGAUGCCUUGGUUGAUGGAAGUAUCACAAUCUUCUAUUUUGCCAAGGAGGGGGCCAACUGUACAUUCACUCCAGUGUAUCCUGAGAUUGUGCCUGUAAAAAUUCCAUUUCAAAAAGGACUGGGACAGAAAUUCUGCCAGCCUUCAGGAACUGGUGUUGAUCUAGGCUUCUUUGACAUUGAUGACUUGUCAAAGCCCUCUCCAGGAGAAGACAUUUACCCACUUGUGAUAUCAGCUGAGUCACAUGUGCCAUCCACCCCUAUGGAUGAACAGCCGUAUGAGGAAGCGGUGAAUACAUCUUCCAAUGCACAAAUCACUCAGGCUGUCUUAGAAAAGAAAGAUGAAGGAAAUUUUCAAGUAAAAAUAAUCAAGCAAAUUUUGUGGAGUGAUGGCGUUCGUUAUGAGCUGCGCGAGAUUUAUGGAAUCAGCAGUCCAGAUGAAACAGCCAUCAGCAACAUGGACUCGGGAAAAGAAUGUGUCAUUUGCAUGACUGAGGAGAAGAAUACUGCUGUUUUGCCCUGUAGACAUAUGUGUAUGUGCAGGGAUUGUGCCAAGGAGUUGAUGCUUCAAUCGAACAACUGUCCCAUAUGUCGCCAGCCCAUUCAAGAGCUUCUAGAGAUCAAACUUGAUGAAGAAGCUGAGACCUAG